This is a messenger RNA of Alternaria rosae, 1507 nucleotides long. Its product is annotated as HSP20-like chaperone. Lineage: Eukaryota; Fungi; Ascomycota; Dothideomycetes; Pleosporales; Pleosporaceae. The transcript has 3 exons. The coding region runs from base 449 to 1399 and encodes 316 amino acids. The record is from RefSeq and is a predicted model, not a curated record.
UACGCGCUCUUCCACUUUUCUUGCCUGGCGUCCAUGACAUUGAUCUCCUCGUAGUCAAAUGGCCUCUUCGCUUUGACAUUCUGCACAACAGCUUUGGCUGUGUCGCAUAGGCCGCAUGGCGUUCGGGUGAAGAAGGUGAGCCGGCAAGCGAGCAGACGGGAUGUGGCGCGGAACAUGGUGGCGACGUGUUGGCAACCCACACACUCUCGGUAACGAUGACUACGAGCGUGCAAUACAGACGGGGAACUUUGGGCUGACGCGACGGUAAUUCCGAAGAUGGAAAGCUUCAACGGCCAGGAUAUCGAUUAAGCUUCGCGCUUGGACCCUAUGAUGACGGCUGAUUUCCAGAAUGUUCGGAACAAAAUCUGGGGCAUCGCAACACGACGAGCAGUGCACAAUCGACCUUCUCACCACUCGUUAAGCGCGUUAUUCACACAAACCGACUAUCAUGGCGAAGAAGUGUGUUCACAAGGGCUGCGGCAAGACGUACGAAGACGAGAACGAGGAGUGUGUUUACCAUCCCGGCCCACCCAAAUUCCAUGAGGGGCAGAAAGGCUGGGAAUGCUGUAAACCACGCGUCUUAACAUUCGACGAGUUCCUCGCAAUUGAGCCUUGCACAAAGGGCAAGCACUCUGACGUCGACGACACGCCCAAGCCUGAGCCCGUCAAAGCCCCCGACGUACCCAAUGACACCCAAGUCAACCUCGGGUCGCUCGAAGAAUCGCUUCCCGCGCCAGCUCCCCGAUUACCCACCGCACAAGCCACACCCAAGCCGAGCGCUUCGCCUGCGCCGCCGCCAGAGUCGGAAGACGACGACCCGAGUCUAGAGAUCAGGGAGGGCAUGACAUGUCGGCGGAAAGGAUGCGGCGCGACACACAAGGGGGGUGAUAGGGAAGGAGAGAGCUGCAUACACCACCCUGGUGCACCCAUCUUCCACGAGGGCAGCAAGGGGUGGAGUUGCUGUAAGAGGCGGGUGAUGGAGUUUGAUCAAUUCAUGAAAAUUGAGGGCUGUAAGACAAAAGACCGACAUCUAUUCGUCGGCAGCGGCAAAAAGAAGGAGGGCGAGGAGAAGCUGGAGACAGUUCGACACGACUACUACCAAACCGCCACCUCAGUCGUCGCAUCCCUCUACCUCAAGAAGAUCGACAAAGCAACCGCCGUCGUCGAGUUCCAACCCACGCACGUCAAGCUCGACCUCCCCACCACAGACAGCAAGCGCUACCAAACUGAAUUCCCCCUCUUCUCAACCAUCAAACCUGAGGAAAGCAAGUUCAGAAUACUAGGCACAAAGCUUGAGAUGACGCUAGUCAAGGCGGAUGGAGCUAGCUGGCCGGUUCUGAGGAGCGACGAUAAACCUACUGGGGAGAUGAUUCAGGUGGGUAGGGCGGGUAGGGCGUAGAUGGAAGUGCGGGGAUUGCAUAGAUGAGAUAAUGCAAAAACGAAGUUACGUUAUGUCAGUCAUACUGCUGUGAGUUUGUGGUUAUGUGUGUAUGUGUAGGUCGGAGGA